AUGAGAAGCCGCUGCACUGCGACAACGGACACAAUCUGUGCACCCUGUCAAGACGAGUACUUUAGCAGUGAGCACAACCACAACUUCUGCAAGAGUUGUACAAUCUGCAACACUAGGAAGGGCAGCGUGGAAGUGAAGAAGUGUGAGAAGACCUCUGACAGAAUUUGCCUGUGUGUUGCAGGUUACAUGCCAGAUGUCAGAUAUACACUGGGAAGCGUAUGUUCACCAUGUCCUGAAGGGUUUUAUUCCAAAGGGGGAAAUGAAAACUGUCAACGUUGGACCAACUGUAGUGUUCUUGGGAAGACGACUCUUCGACCAGGGACGAGAACAGAUGAUGCUGUUUGCAGCAACCAUGUCACACAGCCAGCUCCCUCUCAGAGUACAACACCUGCUUUGAAUCUUUCCACCACUGGCCACAAGAAUAAUAUGUCGACUGCAGUGUUGUCACCGUCCAGACCCAGUGUGAUUCCUUUCGUUUGCCCGGAUGCAAACAGCCCCACAGAGACUAACUGGGGGUCCUUAUCGCUUAUCCUUAUUUGUCUGAUAUUGCUCAUGGUGAGUGGAAUGUCCAUCCUCCUGUUGAUUAUCCAAGCAGCCAAAAAAGAGACCAAGAGGAGGCCUUGUGGAGACAACCGUCAGGGAAGGAGCUUUCGCACUCCUGUCCAGGAAGAACAAAUUGACUCCAAUUCUAGUCUCAUCAAAAACUGA
Pterocles gutturalis (yellow-throated sandgrouse) is the source of this 708-nucleotide messenger RNA. It is a transcript of the gene TNFRSF4, whose product is annotated as tumor necrosis factor receptor superfamily, member 4. The coding region runs from base 1 to 708 and encodes 235 amino acids. The transcript is spliced from 6 exons. The record is from RefSeq and is a predicted model, not a curated record. Gene Ontology annotation, molecular function: protein binding; tumor necrosis factor receptor activity. Lineage: Eukaryota; Metazoa; Chordata; Aves; Pterocliformes; Pteroclidae. Gene Ontology annotation, biological process: inflammatory response.